AUGGCCGACGAUUUCGCUCCCCCGUCGGGUCCUCCGCCUCCCAAGGCCCCCGAGGUUCCUCCCGGCUGGAUCGCUCGAUGGAAUGAUCAGUACAAAGAAUGGUUCUACGUAAACCUUCACACCAAACAAUCCCAAUGGGAUAAGCCGACAGAGCCCGCCCUCCCUCCCCCUCCCCCACCAGCAGAAGACGGGCACCCGGGUGGCCCCCCUCCCGGUUACGCCCCGCGCCCCGGCGACCACCCGACGCCGCCGGUCGAUCAAAAGCACAACCCCUACGACCAGAAGGGCAACCCCUACGAGAACCAGUCCUCGACCCCUCAGCCUCCCGGCGCCGGCGGCUCCAACACAAUGUCCGAGGACGAGCGCCUAGCCCGCCAGCUCCAGGCCGAGGAAGAAGCCCGCGCACGCAGUGGCGGCGGCGGCGGCACCCACUCCCCCAUGCCCCCGGGCUACAACCUCCAGCAGCAGCAACAUCAGCAGUCGCAGUCGCCGUUCCCCGACCAGCUCCCGCCCCGCGCGCAGGAGACGAGGGGAAAGAGCUCCGGCGGCUUCCUGGGUAAGCUGCUGGGCAAGGCCAAGACGGGCGGCAUGGGCGGCUCGAGCCACGCCCAGCCGCAGUACGGAGGGUACCCUCAGCAGCAAGGCUACGGUGGUUACCCCCCGCAGCAGCAAUAUGGCGGCUAUCCGCCUCAGCAGGGUUACGGGGGAUACCCUCAGCAGCAGGGCUAUGGCGGAUAUCCCCAGCAGCAGGGCUACGGCCGGGGCAUGGGCGGCAUGGGUGGAAUGGGCGGCGGUCGGAAACCCGGCGGCGGCGGCAUGGGUAUGGCGGGCGGUCUCGCGCUCGGUGCCGGUGCCGGUCUGCUUGGUGGUGCGUUGAUUGCGGAUCACAUCAAUGACGAGCAGCAGGAGGCCUAUGCCGAUGGAUACAAUGACGGACAGGACGGUGAUGAUUUCGGUGGUGGAGACGACUUUGGAGGUGACUUCUAA
This is a messenger RNA of Colletotrichum acutatum, 987 nucleotides long. RefSeq lists its product as uncharacterized. The transcript is spliced from 3 exons. Lineage: Eukaryota; Fungi; Ascomycota; Sordariomycetes; Glomerellales; Glomerellaceae. The coding region runs from base 1 to 987 and encodes 328 amino acids. Gene Ontology annotation, molecular function: protein binding. The record is from RefSeq and is a predicted model, not a curated record.